Messenger RNA from Hippocampus zosterae (dwarf seahorse), 1445 nucleotides. It is a transcript of the gene idi1, whose product is annotated as isopentenyl-diphosphate delta isomerase 1. The record is from RefSeq and is a predicted model, not a curated record. Bases 188 to 1057 code for a protein of 289 amino acids. Gene Ontology annotation, biological process: isopentenyl diphosphate biosynthetic process; isoprenoid biosynthetic process. Gene Ontology annotation, cellular component: cytoplasm. NCBI's taxonomy places the organism in Eukaryota, Metazoa, Chordata, Actinopteri, Syngnathiformes, Syngnathidae. Gene Ontology annotation, molecular function: isopentenyl-diphosphate delta-isomerase activity. The transcript has 7 exons.
AGUGAAGUGUGACGCAAGUGCUAGUAGUCGGGCGAUUCACAGCCAGCAUUGCGCCUAAAAUGUCGUCGUAAGCGAAUGCGAAAGGGAAAAUAGACGUAGCGGAUUUCUUUUCCAACGCAAGAUAUUGUUAUAACACUGCACCCAACGUCCAAGUGCCACGUGAUUGGUUUGCAGUUUUGGUCAUACGAUGGUGCGGGCCUUGUGGGCGGUGUUACGGGCGGUGACUUUCCAAGGAGCAGCCGCGUUGAAAACAAACGCACCUGCAGGCUACGCAGGCGCUUAUCGACCUCAGACCGGGUCGUUUCGCCGACUGGUCACUGGGUGCUCCCGGUCUUUAUCCAGUGACGUGAGGCGCCAACAGUGUUCGGCCAAAAUGCCUAAGAUAACGACAGACCACCUGGAUGCGAAGCAGGUGCAGUUGCUGGCCGAGAUGUGCAUCCUCAUCGAUGAAAAUGACCAACGGAUUGGCGCAGACACAAAGAAAAACUGCCACCUAAACACCAACAUAGAGAAAGGUUUAUUACACAGAGCGUUUAGCGUCUUCAUUUUUAACAGUGAAGAGAAACUGCUGUUACAGCAGCGCUCCGAUGCCAAAAUCACUUUUCCCGGAUGUUUCACCAACACAUGCUGCAGUCACCCAUUAUACACCGACAGUGAGCUGGAGGAGAAAGACGCCAUUGGAGUGAGAAGAGCUGCGCAGAGGAGACUCGAAGCAGAACUGGGUAUCCCCAUAGAACAGGUGACUCCUGAUGAAAUGGCGUAUCUAACAAGGAUCCAUUAUAAAGCGCAGUCAGAUGGCGAUUGGGGAGAACAUGAGAUUGAUUACAUCCUCUUUAUGCAGAAGGAUGUGGAGUUGAGCCCGGACCCCAACGAAAUUAAAAGUCACUGUUAUGUGAGCAAAGAAGAGCUACGGCAAAUGCUGGAGAAGGCUAAACGUAAAGAACUGGAGAUCACUCCGUGGUUUCAGCUAAUCGCAGAGACCUUCCUCUUCAAAUGGUGGGACAAUUUGCAGAAUCUAAAACAAUUCAUGGAUCACACCAACAUUCACCGCAUGUAAUCACUACUACCAUCGGAUUGGUAUCGCUCUGUCAUUUCAGACUUUUGGUUGUUCUGGUCUAGCCCGAACCAGCUCAUGUGUUAGUUAUCAUGUGAGGUUCACAGGAAGUAUGUCUCUCAAAGAUGCUUUGUAUGCACAGUGGUGGAGAGGUGAACCUGUAGAAAUUGAACAGUUAUUUAACACUUAUUUUUAUAUGGUAAAUAAAAUCUUGUAUCUGCUUGACUACACGUAAUUAAAUAUAGUACACUACGUACAUAUUUUUGCAAAGAACUGAACCUUACACUGCACACAAGUUUCUUUUGUGGACUUUCACAUUAAAGUGGUGUGACUUCUUGCAGAAGAGACUGUUUUCCCUUUGGUCUUACUAAUAAAUAAAUACUAAAUUGUC